AUGAUCGCAAAUUGCAACGAGCGAUGGUUUGGUCGCGGAGUUGAGACGGGCCUCACCCAACUCUGUGUUCCAACUGUGUCUCGUUUUGAAAUUCCUAAUGACACGAGCAUCAUUACAGCUUCAGCCGCUAGCGCAUACGAGCGAAAAGAGGGCGGGUUGACGAUAGUGACCCCGGUGAUGGUGACCCCGGUGUGUCGUAACCCCAUGAUGGUGACCCUGGUGUGUCAUGACCCCAUGAUGGUGACCCUGGUGUGUGGUGACCCCAUAAUGGUGACCCUGGUGUGUCGUGACCCUAUGAUGGUGACCCUGGUUGGUAUUUGGUGGCAUCAGUUUUCUGCAGUAUUCUGGGAUUCAGAUUUCUGGCUUCCGGCUGGAAUAGAAUGGAAGGACAUAGAGCCGAGCGAGGAGUUCCAGUACCCAGUCUUCCACGACGUGUGGGUAUACCCCAUGUUGUUGGGAGCCGCUCUUCUCCUAGGGCACUACUUCUUCCUGGAGCCCUUCAUCCUGGAACCCUUGGCGCAGGCCGCCGCUAUACCUAACAGGAGGGCGCGCCCACCUCUACCCAGCAAAACUUUAGAGAAACUUUAUUAUAAAUAUGGAAUGAAUUGUCCGAGAAAGGCGGUAGUGGAGGCUUCCAACAGCACGGACCUGACGGUGCGCCAAGUGGAGAGGUGGCUACGGCGCCGCAGUGCUACUGCGCAGAGCACCAAGUAUGAAAAAUUUAUUGAAUGCGGUUUUAAUAUUAUGUGCCACAUAGGUUUGACGACUUUUGGUUGGGUGAUAAUGUUCUCUAAACCAUGGUUAUGGGACAUUUCCCUGUGUUGGGAGAAUUACCCGCACCAUAACGUUGAUGACGACGUAUGGUGGUAUUACACUAUUGGUCUCGCCUAUUUCUGGGCCUCCGCCUUCAUGCAGCUGCCGACGCCAGGGCGCAGCUUGGGCGACAAGGUCCGCAUGAUGCUGCACCACCUCUUCACUAUUCUGCUGAUGGUCUUCUCGUGGACUUGUAACUUCGUGCGAGUGGGGACUAUUGUAUUACUUAUCCACGAGUGUGUAGAUAUUCCUUUACUUGCUGCAAAAAUGCUUGUAUACGCCGACAAGAAGGGUCCAACGGAUGUAAUAUUUGCAAUAUUUUUGGUAAGCUGGGCAGUGACUCGGUGUUACCUGUACCCCUUCUGGAUCAUGCGAAGUGUGUUCGUUGAUGCGAUAGACUGCAUUACCAUGCCUGCGAGCUACCUGUUUAAGGCUCUCUUGAUAGGUCUGUUAAUACUUAAUGCUAUUUGGACAGUGCUAAUUGUGGGUGUGGUGGUGAGGAAGGUGCGUGCAGGCUCGCUACAGGACGUCAGGUCUGGCGGUGAAGAGCUUUCUGAAGAUGAAGAACCCAUUAUUAAUGGGACCAAAAGUGAUUAG
Messenger RNA from Procambarus clarkii (red swamp crayfish), 1410 nucleotides. The record is from RefSeq and is a predicted model, not a curated record. Lineage: Eukaryota; Metazoa; Arthropoda; Malacostraca; Decapoda; Cambaridae.